AUGAACAAUCACUUAUAUCCAUCAGUCGAUGAACAAACGCGUUUUCUGUCGGAUCCCACCUCAUAUUAUGGAACCUAUCCGGCCACAAUCGAGCCAAUCUAUCGCCCGCCGUUAAUCGGAAAAGAUUCCUAUCGACCGCAAAUCGUACUCCGACCCUCGAACUCGUUUCCCAGUGAUACGAGCUCAAAAGCUGUCACUUGUCUAUCGGCGUCACUCUCGAUAAUCUCCCCGUUGAUGGCCGAAUUUGUGAGCGUUUUCGUGACGCUUUUCGUUUUCAAUCAUCUCGACACCGAGCUGGCUGUGAUGCACACAGCGUCACUCAAUCGCUCAUCGAUUCUCGCUCUCACGCACGCCGUUUGUUUCGCCGUUUUCGCGUCCGCUUUUAAAACUGUCCACCUCUCUCCAGCUGUCACUUUGACUCAUCUUCUCACUGGAUCAACCUCUCAAUUAUUUUGUCUUCUCAUUGUUCCUACUCAAUUUCUUGCCGGCUUUUUAGCUGUCAUAGCUAAUGUUAACCUUCGUUCUGCCUCCUCAUUACCACCACCUCCUUCUUUAAAACAUGAUCUCUCGAUUCCGUGGACAAAUGCAGCCUAUCAAUUAAUAAUUUCUCAAAUGAUCGGAUCGUUUUUAAUCUGUUCUUCGCAUGUUUCAAGUUUUGGUGUGAGAAGAGAGGAUGAUAAUCACAAUGGCUUCAUUUUGUCUCGUUUCCGAAUAUCUGCUUUGCUGAAUCCGGCCGUACCGCUCUUUUUGGCCACAGCUAUUGCUUCGUUUUUGAGUCUAAUUCAAUCGUCAGUGCCUUGUUGUCCUCUUCAAGCUUUCUCAUUGUGUGCCUAUCGUUUCGUCGACAAUUUCGCCGAUCACUCAUUCACUUCGCAUCACAUUUAUUGGAUUGGUCCUAUUGUGGGAUCGCUUUUAGCGUGCGCCAUUUGCAAAUUUCUUCUUUCCCCAAAAUAUUUCAUGGAUCGAAAUUCGGAUAUC
Messenger RNA from Mesorhabditis belari, 978 nucleotides. The record is from the annotation of a GenBank genome assembly. Lineage: Eukaryota; Metazoa; Nematoda; Chromadorea; Rhabditida; Rhabditidae.